AUGCCCGGUGUCAUCAUGGACAAUGUCAACAUCGAUGGAUCUGUCCGGCGACCAGGCCUCAAUGAGGCCAGCAAUGGCGGAUCUAACUCUUUGAGGAACGUUGAUAAAAGUGCUCAGAUGUCCAGCUCCAUGAAUGGAUCAGCGCAUGUCAAUGGUACUUCAGGCGCGGUUGAUGCCUCGAAUCAAACUUCACUGGCAGGCAAGGCAGGGGGAAACGUGCCAACGACGCCCUUUGAACUCACUCACAUUACCCAAGGGUUUUUUCCAUUUGGAACACUUGUUAAUCGAUCGGUGCAACAAUGCUGGAAUGAACUCUCUGAGUUGAUAACUGAACUGGCUGCGGUUCAAGUACCUCACCAAGCUGCCUCAGGUGCAACCAAUGGAAAAGCACCCGGGAAUCAGUCAUCAGAAAAUAUUCACAAAAAAUUGCGACUCUUGGACUUUGCUCAUGCUAAGAGGGCUGAGUUUAUUAAGCUCCUUGUUCUCUCGCAGUGGAGUCGGCAGGCUGCCGAUGUAAGCAGGCUUAUUGACAUACAAGGUUUUAUUCGCACGCGCCAUCAAUCAUAUGAUGCAGCUCUUCAGUAUGUCGGCGAAGUGAAACGAGAUCUAGUUCGAGCUCAAGUCGCCAAUCCAGACCUGAAAACGGCAUUGUUGGUUCUAUCCAAGGGCCAGGUAACAUCUCUACCAGAUCUUGGGUACAGCCCCCUCAAACCCCUGACAGCACGAGCAACGCUUAAAAAGCUGCUCAAGCUCAAUCGAAUUAUCAGCGUGCGACUGGCAUUGCACGAUUCGGUUCCGCACGCACUACGACAUUAUCGGGUUCAUGAUGGUCGGGUCACAUUUACAGUUCCUGGUGAAUUUGAACUUGACCUUUCGGUGGCAGAAGUCUCAACAAUAUCACAGUUCUUUUUUGUGGACAUUCGCUUCCUUUUCUCGCCAUCAUCACCCAUUCCAGAGGGACGGAUUCUCAAUGAGCUUGAUGCCAAGAUCAACGAAAUACUCCGCAAUGACGGUUUGAUGGGAUGCUUCAACUUUUUGCAUGGUCUGGUCCUCACCAACAAAAUCAACAUUCUGUUCAGACAAGCCACGGAUCUUGCGCGCGGUCUUUGGGCGGAUGCCUUACAUAUCGAACUGCUACACCGAACACUUGUGGUUCAAUACUGGUCCCAGAGAACGGGACCCAAGAGUUGGCUGGAGAUAGGAAUUAACAGUGGUCAUCGCAGCAGCAAUUCUAGCAACUCGAUGCCUGGGACAUCACACCUCGGGUUCCGGUGGAUGCGAGACGGCCAGUUGGCUAUCAGUGAUGCCAUUCAAUUUGACACGGAUGACCUUUCCAUGGAGCGUAUCCUCAGAAGCGUUGUCGCACUACAUUCCUCACACGUUCUCUCGGCAGCCUUCACCACCCUGAAGAAGCACUUGCUUUUCUCCAAACACACUUUAUCACUGCAGGCUCAACUAUCAUCGACAGAACCUGGCGAAUGUUACCUUGAUGUUCAGCUCACAGCCUCACGAUCUGUUCGGGUCUCCAUUGAACCGAUGUCAGGGUCCAUCAUUCUCUGCGUGACACCAAAUGUACCCGAACGCCUGGACAAUGACCGGAUAGUCCACAAAUCAUCCUUCGAAGAGAUACUAACCCGUGUCUCUCGGCUUCGAUGCACUACUGCGGUGGAAGAAAUUGAGUCUGGUACCAAGGCGCUUGGCCUCGAGACACUGAGCCAGAGGGUGCUUGGACUUGACCCCCGUAAGCUGUUCCCUCCGGGUGUAAUGCGAUCCGCUUUCUUCUCCCAUCCGCUUUGGAACCGUCAAUGGGUUGCAGCGGCGACCAGCAGCAUGGAUGGUGACCGCUGGUGGCUUGUCCAACUUCGGCCAACUGGGACAGCAAGGGCAAUUCCGCCCUACAGCGGUGGUGAGACUGGCAUUUCUCUUCCUCGCGCACACGUUAUCAGCGAAAGCCUUGUUUCUGCACAGGGACGACUCGACUACACAACAUGCGCUGAGCUAGUUCAUGCUCUAACUGGAAUCUUGGCCAUUUUUGCCAAUGCAUGUUACUUGUCUGAGCUACCUGCUCUACGUUUUUUGCCACCGCUGAAAGAACUGCAAAUGCAAUCUGAUCUGAUUAUACCGGAUCUCAUUUUCAGCUACAAUCCGGCCACGCUUCCACCUGCCUUGCGAAUCGCGCUGCCUUCAGGGGUGAACAGAGAGUCACAGCUCAAAGAAAUUGUUCGGCUCGCAUUCCAGGGAGUUGAUAGCAAGAGCCGUUCCAUUAUAAUGGUAGCGCAUGGCACACUGAAAAAUCGCAUCAAAUCCCUUGUACCUCUCAUUUCAAAGACAGAUUCUUCGUUGAUUACUGAAGACAAGGGUGCUGGAUUUGCACUUCGUUUGCUCGUGCCAGCUGGACAUUCUAUUAUCGUGGGUCUCUUUGAACGCUUGCAGCGGUUCGAGUGUGUUCUCUCCAUCCUCCAGUCCCUUAUACAGAAUGGAAUGGAGCCCCGCUCGUUGUCCUUGUCCCAGAUUGCUUUUGCGUACGGCAAAGAGACUAAAUCCUCAGCCUCGUUUGACAUCGGGGUCUCGGGUCCUACUUUGUCCGACUACGUCGACAUGGCAGCUAUCUCGAAAUCCCAGCCUCUCUUCCACCUCCAAUUGGGUAUCAAAUUCGAGAGCUCCAGUCCCCACCGCCGAAUUCAAGAGGCCCUCGCAGUGGCUCUAAAUCAUCGUUUUACCGACACUGGUGUGAAAUCCAUUCUUCGCCUCAUGUCUUUCACACUCCCCCUGUUGCGCUCAUUUGAUCAAAUCACGAACAUAUCAAACCAGACGGACUCGUCAAUAGUCUACAUCACUGUGCGAGGGCCAACCGAAUAUCAAAUUCAUUAUCCUCGAGUGAACGCACGUUUUAGACUGAACAGAAUAGUGCACCAGGAUGAGCAAGUUUGGAUGUUAAGGGACGCAAACACAGACAAUCAGUUCGGUCGUGAUCAGAUCGCAAUUGCGAUACGAGAGAAGCUCUACCACUCAAAGGGCGAUGGUUGGAACGGACUUGGGGAUGGAGCUGUGGGGAUGCCUGACAAAGUCGGGAAUCUCCUGGCCGAGCUGCACCUAUGUCUCAGUUCUCCCCAUCUUGAGCUCGACAAAGAAGCCAAAGGAAAGGCAGCGGUGCCAGAACCGCUACAAACCAAAGGGCAGGUCUCUGUUUUACCAAACAAGACCGCUUCAAACCAAGCCAGUGGCCUGGGAAACACCGAUGUCAUCACCAUUGAUUAG
Penicillium antarcticum is the source of this 3258-nucleotide messenger RNA. RefSeq names its product mediator of RNA polymerase II transcription subunit 14. Gene Ontology annotation, cellular component: core mediator complex; mediator complex. Bases 1 to 3258 code for a protein of 1085 amino acids. Gene Ontology annotation, molecular function: transcription coregulator activity. The transcript is spliced from 2 exons. NCBI's taxonomy places the organism in Eukaryota, Fungi, Ascomycota, Eurotiomycetes, Eurotiales, Aspergillaceae. Gene Ontology annotation, biological process: regulation of transcription by RNA polymerase II. The record is from RefSeq and is a predicted model, not a curated record.